Bombyx mandarina (wild silkworm) is the source of this 4763-nucleotide messenger RNA. RefSeq names its product Regulator of eph expression (gene Reph). The record is from RefSeq and is a predicted model, not a curated record. Lineage: Eukaryota; Metazoa; Arthropoda; Insecta; Lepidoptera; Bombycidae.
AUGUUAUCUGUCUACUACAGGUAUGACUGGGGAGGCGUGUGCGUGCGGGCCGACUCCUGCCAGACUUUUGCCUGAACCAGAGCCCGAUCAUCUCUACGACCACCAUUCGUCUGAAGAGGAGCUCGAGGUGAUCAACGGGGUGCCCAGCUCCGCACCGGCCUGCCCCGGCGCCACCGCGGAGUCCAGGAGACGAGGAGCGUCGUCCCCGCCGCCCACCGCCCCAGAGAAACGCAAGUGGUCAGCGCACCCCUACAUCGACUCCGACGAGCUGACGGCCAGAGCGCCCUCCUCCGACGACGACGACACUAAGGUGGAGACCCCGGUGCGGUUCCGCACGUCUCCCCCGCUGGAGGCACUGAAGCCGCGUCGGGCGGCCGCGGGCUGUGCGUGCGCGCCCGACCGCGCCUGGGAGCCGCCCUCGCCGCACCCGCCGCCCUCCCCGCACUCCCCGCACUCACCGCGCCGUCGCCGACACAGACCCGCACUCGACUUUGAUAAAAUGCAACAGCUGAAGAUGGGCGGCGCAGGCGUGUCAGGCGUGGGGUCCGUGGGGCGCAUGGGGUCGGUGGGGCGCGUGGGGGGCGUGCGGUCGUGGCGCGCGGUGGGUGGCGCGCACGCAGGCGAGCUCUCCGUGUUCUGCUGGUGACGGAACAUCGACAGCAAGCGGAGCACCGCCAGCGUCUCAGAGUGUGUGGUGAGUGCGGGCGUGUGAGGGCGCCCGGGGACCACACCGCGCCGCGCGUGCGGUGGUCACUCGUUCGGAUACUACAAGUAAACACGGCUGACUCGUUAGCCGGAUAUGUUAGUUGACUUAUUGAACGUGUGUUUGUAUUGGAGGGUCGUCCUAGAACUUUUUUGUAUUUUUCUACAUACAAAAUAUCAUAUCCACAGCAAAUAGUGCAAUAUGAAACGUCGCGGGCAUGUCCGCGGCGCGCGGUGUCGACUCGUUUUGUACCUCAAUAUUUAGUAUCGAGUAAGACUUAGAAAUGUUUGUGGUAUUUUUUUUCUGUAAUGUUGAGGUCUAAAACACAUUGUGGUGAAAAAGAUUUUUUACUGUUUGUAAAAAAAAUAUUUAAAUAAAUAUCAUGUCACGGCUACAUUUUUGUCUCGCACGAGCCGAGCGGCGGAGGGCGCGCCGCUGCCCCGGGACAACUAAAUCUUUUGUAAAUAACGAAAUGAAAUUUUUUGGAAAAUUUUGUAUAUUGAACGUAACACAAAUUGUUGUCUACGGCUAAGGCGCUACACCAGUGACACAACCUUGGAAUCGAACUAAAUACUGUCGACUUUUUGUGUACAUAAUGUAUGUACACCUCACAGUAGACACUACGCCCCCUCCCCCAACCCCGCGCCGCCCCCUCCGCCCCGUGCUGCGAUGUCGUGUGUACAUAAAACCAAUGUUGUAAAGCUUUUUGUAGGCAAACGAUAUUGUAUAAUAACCUAAAAUAAUAAAUCGACGUGACUCGUUCGUAAUACUUUGCUGGUUUUUGUAUAAUGCACUCUAAGCGUAUACACAAUAAGUACAAAACGUGUAUUUACCGUACCGUGUCGUACAUUAGGAGACGGCGCGAAGUGUUCGUCGGACGUGGAAAACGUAAACUCUGCGAUAAAUUAUUUCAAUGUAAUCGCUAAUGACUACCUAAUACAACUUCGAAGUUCAUAUUCGAUAUAUUUACGAAUAUAAUUUUGUAAAUAUGUAAGUUUUAUUGGCUAGAACCGGAAAGUCUCUGAGAGAUAUAAAUUUUUAUUGAAAAGUCUAAAGUGCGGAAAUUGAAUUGUGGAUAUUACAAUAAAUAAAGUAGAUAUUGGUGAAUUAAAAGCAUAAAAUAUGUCUGAGAAAUAAAACGUUUCAAUUUGAUUAGCGCCACUUUAUUAAUAACUGUGUGUGUAAAAUUUUAUAUGUAAAUAAAUAAUAAUAAUGAUAAUGUUAAUGUGUUAAACAAUUAAUAAAGUAAUCAAUGAAUAUUGUAUAAUGUCACAUUCGUGAACUAGCUGUGAAACUUGUUAGUAAUCUGUAUUCUGUGUGAAGUGACGUCAGGUGACAUUAACGUCAGCUGUCGCCUCCCGCGCGCAGCCGCAGGGACAUUGCAGCUUACUGCCAAACCGCUCGGAUAGUCCGACUCUGGCCUAGGUUUUGUUAUUGACAUUGGCGACGCCAAGGACGCAGCAGCCGCUCGUUUUUAUAUUCACAUCGUACGUUUACGUUUUCCAAGGUCGACUUGUAGGAUCAUUAUUUUCUAAGAUUUUUUAAAGAUCACAUUUGAAAUUUAUUACUCUGAAAUUUUUUAUAAAAAAUGACUAAUGCAUUGCAGUUUUGUAAACGUAAUAAAUACAAGCUAAGCUCCGAUACAUAAUUAAUGAAUUCUCGUUCAGAAGAAGAAGUUUGAUUUUGUAAACAAAACUUCGAAAUAGUUUUGUAUGUGACAGGCUAAAACAACAACAGAAUUAAAUUUCUCAUGUGGCACACAUUAAAAGUGCAUCGCUUUGGUGAUAAAACAAAUAAUUGGUGGUCAUUCUUAUUCGGAGCCACAUUUGUAUAUAAUAUGAAGCCUAGACUUCAAUGUGUCCCUACUGUGCCGGUCGCUCUUGUCAGCCCUGAUUCUGUGGCCGGCGGCCGGCGCAGGCGACGCGUACCUACGAUUCACGCUCACACUGACAUAUGUGGGUUACUCUGAGGAUUAAUGUUUGCCUUAGUACAACACUGACGUUUGUUUGAAUGGUUAUUGAUACAUUUUGAAGGAGGUAUAAAUUUAUAUAUGUAUUAUUAUCGGUAGAGUUCGAAGUAGGGUUGCCAACCGCACCGUUAAAUAUAUUAUCUUAAUGUGAUUAAUAUGUUUCUAACACAAUUGUGUAACAGUCGAAAUUUUAUAUGUGGACAACUGAAAUAUUAUGUGUUACUAAAUUUUCUCUAAAAUUAAAUUCAUCGUGAAUCUUAAAACCUAUGUUAUACAUAUAUUUAUAUCAUCUACUAUACAUUACUCUUUUAUAUUUAGGUAACGAUUACAAUUUAACAAGUAACGUAAAGAGCCAGUAAGUAAUUGUGUGUACUCAAAUUUUUAUAAUUUCUUAGUGAUGACAAAGUCAUUACAAAUAAAAUUUAGAAAUCCUUCAUACGCUACUAGACCCGCGACAAGUCACCGUCUGCGUGGCGCUUGAAUUUUGUCAGUAAUUUGGUUUUUCUUGCGAUACGUUUUGAUAUUUGCGUAAUCUGGUUGUCCCGUUUCGACUACAUCUGGCAAUAUUAAUUCUAGUUUUAUCUAAUUAUAGUGUAUUUCAUCUGAGAGCAGUUGGCAACCCUAGCAUGAGGCGUUAAUAGCCUCGGGCGGUUUGAUCUCGAAUUGCGACUGAAUUGCUCGAUGACUGUGUGAAACUGAUCAGCUUCACGGCACACAACUAGCAUUGCUUGUACCGAAUCUAAUUAAUUAAAAUUAACUCACUCAGACUCAACUAAAAUUAACUCACUUACACAAUUUUGCCAGUAAAUUUAAAAAUAAAUUUGCAAUAAAUAUAGUAGAUCACCUCAAGUCCGUGUCGGCUCUGUGGUCCACGGCGCGGGAAAACGUGUUUUCAAUUUGUUAGUUGUGCCCGCCAGCGAUCCGUUUCACGACAAAUAUUCGUGCCCAAAAACGUGAUGCUUCAUAGUUUUAUAUUUUACCAGUUUUUUUUUUACCAACGCCUUUGUGUUGCGACGUCGAGCACGAGAAUGCGAGAAGGAUGUGCAAUAUUUGUAAUGUAUUGUAUUGUAGAAUGGAUUUUAAAGUUACGGCGUGAUUUUGACAUUUCGUUUAUCUUUUGAAAGUGUUUGAUUUGUGUGAUAUCAUUCAGCAAUUUGUAAGAAGCUUAGAAGAUUAAAACACGUCCCAAAUGAAUCAACACAAUGACGCUAAGUUGGCCUGAAUGUCAGAUUUCAUAACCAUUUGGCCGAGUGGCCAGGUUCAGUGAACUCGCUCGACGUCCGCACCCGGCGCGGUGGUUGGAUCUACUCGUGUGUAUUGUUGCAUACCUGUGGUAGUCGUUUUAGCGGGGCUAAGACAUUGUUACUUUGUAUUGUGUAGUAAACGAAAAAGAAAACUUUUUGAAAUUGGCAGUGAGAGUGAAAUACAGUGGAUUUUACUAUAUAGAGACAAUUAACAAAUUUUUCAAAUUGAUAAUUGAGAAAAUACUAAGACUUAAAAAUCGCUUGAUAAAAUUUAUUGUAUGUAAAUAGCGUUAAGUUACGUAGUGUAUAAGUGCAGUCGAGUCGUAGCGGUGUAACAAAGUGUACGGAGCGACGCUCUGCGUCACGCUUUUGUUAAUUUUCAUUUUAUAAUUGUUUUAAUUCGUUUAGAAAAUUGUUCAAUUUUCGUUACUCAAUAUUUCUUUGUUGACAUUACGCCCUUGAACAGAUUCAUCGCAGCCUUUUAUUUAUGAUUCACUCAAUAUUUUUGAUCUAAACGUUACUGAAUAAUAAUCGAAAAUUCUGUGGCACAUUCCUGUUUUAAUCUUCUGUGCUAACAUUGUUAUCAUGUUAUGAAUAAAUCAGCUGUAAUAAAUAAAAAACGAAAUACGAAGAAUAUUAUAAGUAGUUUGGCAUCAGCUGUUUUGUGUUAAAUAAAAUUAAAGAAAUAGCUACUGACUUCAUAAUUAAAGUCAACACAGUGUUGUACUAAAAGCCUGCGAUGAACCAAAUGAAAGUCAAUGGUGAUUACAUACAUAUAAUAUAUAUAUUUUUAAUAUUAUAUUGACUAACAAGCGUAAUAAAGAGUGAGCAGUGGCACAUCUUGAAA